Nanorana parkeri is the source of this 2114-nucleotide messenger RNA. RefSeq names its product kelch like family member 29 (gene KLHL29). The record is from RefSeq and is a predicted model, not a curated record. The transcript is spliced from 11 exons. Gene Ontology annotation, molecular function: protein binding. NCBI's taxonomy places the organism in Eukaryota, Metazoa, Chordata, Amphibia, Anura, Dicroglossidae. Bases 10 to 2100 code for a protein of 696 amino acids.
GUGGCGAGGAUGUCACGGCACAGCCGUUUCGAAAGGGACUUCUGCGGUGGCUGGGAGAGGUGGGAGUGGAGUUCCAACGGCAACCACAUGAACACGAGCAACGUCAACAGCGCAAUCAAUGGAAAUGGCAACAACCGGCCUGGACUACUGCCUCUGCCCAUUGUACCAUCUCGUCUUCCUACGCCGACAUCUACCACCUCUACGACGGUCGGCAGCGAUGCGGUGACCAGCAUUGCCAGCAAUCCAGCUGCUGCUUCUGCGUCCAAAACCCCUCUGCUUUCCAAGGCCGAGAAACAAACACAAGGUCAGCUGCUGGCUACCAGUGUGAGGUGGGGGCAGACUCCAAUCAACCAGUCCACGCCAUGGGAUACUGAAGAGCCACAGUCUAAGCAGAUGAGGAAAGCGGAAAAUCCUGAAAUGUUGAAGGAGCUGAACCAGCAGCGUAGAGCGAAAGAGUUUACAGACCUGAAAAUUAUUGUUGAAGGCAAAGAGUUUGAAGUCCAUCAAAAUAUUCUAGCUUCCUGCAGCUUGUAUUUCAAGGACCUGAUUAAAAGGUCAUCUCGGGACCAGGUUAAGAAUGGAGAGAAACUGGAGCUGACUAUGUCCAAUAUCAAUGCUGAAGUCUUGGAACUCUUGCUGGAAUUUGUCUAUAGAGGUUCCUUGAUCAUAGAUUCAGCCAAUGCCAAAAUCCUCCUGGAGGCAGCCAACAAGUUUCAGUUCCACACCUUCUGUAAAGUCUGCGUAUCCUUCUUAGAGAAACAGCUGACUGCCAACAACUGCCUGGGCAUCUUGGCCAUGGCAGAGGCCAUGCAGUGUGUGGAGUUGUACAACAUGGCCAAAGCAUACGCCUUGCAAAACUUCCCCGAGGUAGCGAACCAGGAUGAGAUCCUGAAUAUCUCAAAGGAUGAUUUUGUAUCAUACAUUUCUAACGACAGCCUGAACACCAAAGCCGAGGAGCUGGUAUACGAGGCAGUGAUAAAAUGGAUAAAGAAAGAUCCGGCGAACAGAGCACAGCAUUCCGCCGAAUUGUUGGCCGUGGUCCGUCUACCCUUCAUCCAUCCAAGUUAUCUACUCAACGUGGUUGACAAUGAGGAGUUGAUAAAGUCAUCAGAGGCUUGUCGAGAUCUAGUCAAUGAAGCAAAGCGGUAUCACAUGCUCCCACAUGCCCGUCAGGAAAUGCAGACUCCACGCACAAGGCCAAGACUUUCAGCAGGUGUAGCGGAAGUCAUCGUACUGGUUGGUGGUCGGCAGAUGAUAGGAAUGAAUCAGAGAACAUUAACGGCUGUGACUUGUUUAAACCCACAAAUCAACAAAUGGUACCCACUGGCCAGCCUUCCCUUCUACGACCGGGAAUUCUUCAGCGUGGUCAGUGCAGGAGACAACAUCUACCUAUCAGGGGGUAUGGAAUCUGGUGUAGCUCUAGCUGAUGUCUGGUGCUACAUGUCCUUACUGGAUAACUGGAAUCUGGUCUCCAGGAUGAUCGUUCCAAGGUGUCGACACAACAGUCUGGUGUUCGAUGGCAAAAUCUACACGAUCGGUGGCCUUGGCGCAGCUGGGAACGUUGACCACGUUGAAAGGUAUGAUACAAUUAUCAACCAGUGGGAGACGGUAGCGGCUCUUCCGAAACCGGUUCACUCUGCAGCAGCCACUGUGUGCGGAGGGAAGAUCUACGUGUUUGGAGGAGUCAAUGAAGCGGGCAGGGCGGCAGGGGUCCUGCAGUCCUAUGUGCCUCAGACCAAUACCUGGAGUUUCAUUGAAUCACCAAUGAUCGAUAACAAAUAUGCCCCGGCAGUCACUCUGAACGGCUUCAUCUUCAUUCUGGGAGGAGCUUAUGCCAGAGCGACAACCAUCUACGACCCCGAAAAAGGCAACAUAAAAGCCGGACCCAACAUGAAUCACUCCAGACAGUUCUGCAGCGCCGUGGUCGUGGAGGGAAAGAUCUACGCCACAGGCGGUAUAGUGAGCAGCGAGGGUCCCGCGCUGGGAAACAUGGAGUACUACGACCCCAAAUCCAACACUUGGACUUUAUUACCCAACAUGCCUUGCCCUCUCUUCCGCCACGGAUGUGUAGUCAUCAAGAAAUACAUUCAAAGUGGUUGACAAAACAAAAGAAA